Messenger RNA from Pseudogymnoascus verrucosus, 840 nucleotides. RefSeq lists its product as uncharacterized. The coding region runs from base 186 to 770 and encodes 194 amino acids. The record is from RefSeq and is a predicted model, not a curated record. The transcript has 3 exons. NCBI's taxonomy places the organism in Eukaryota, Fungi, Ascomycota, Leotiomycetes, Thelebolales, Thelebolaceae.
UAUAAACAUAUGGAAUAUAUACCCAAAAAUUAGAAACUGGGAAUUAUGUGCUCCCAGUAGGAAAAUAGCUGGGCUGCAGAUAAAGCGGCAUCGAAGAUAACCAUGCUCCAGAUUAACAAAAGCCGUAUCUCGCCGGAAUUCAACCAAAAUCACAGAAACUCGAAGAAGAGCUAGUUAUCUCUAAAAUGGCGGCCGCAAAUUUCGAAGCAGCUAUAGCUCUCAUUGACGAAGCGCAUUCCGAAGACCCUACCAUUGUGACCAUUAAUGGGAAAGAAAUCCCAUAUGAACUCCACUAUGCGCAGAAGUCAACGCAUUACCUUGGGCUCCGCGAGCCAAACGCCUCGCCUGUCUUAAAAACAGCCGUCAGGGCACAGCACUUUCGCAGAUGGGAGGUGCCCCGCACUACUUACCCCGCCACUAGAGUUGGCUAUUUUGCGUGGAGGACAUUUCUCAAGAAACGUCAAGCGGACCUUGCAUCCGAAAUUUGCACACGCUGCAAUUACAGCGCCGAUGAGGCGGAGGCUGUGGCAGCACUCAUCCGCAAAGAGGAUAUGAAGAGUAAUGUUGAGUCGCAGAUUCUAGAAGACGUCGCUUGCUUGGUUUUCCUUGACGAUCAGUUCGAGAAGUUUGAGAAGGAGCAUGACGAAGAGAAGAUUAUCAGUAUUUUGAAGAAGACUUGGGCUAAGAUGAGCGAAGGGGGGCAGAAGUUGGCUUUGGAGAUGGAAUUGAGCGAUAGAGCGAAGGAGUUGGUAGGAAAGGCGUUGGGCUGAAUAUAGUAUUGAACCACUCUACGUCUCUAGCUUUCAUGGUGCACGGUGGUAAUAUCUGUGAACGAGCAAG